Ictalurus punctatus (channel catfish) is the source of this 2130-nucleotide messenger RNA. It is a transcript of the gene mafgb, whose product is annotated as v-maf avian musculoaponeurotic fibrosarcoma oncogene homolog Gb. Lineage: Eukaryota; Metazoa; Chordata; Actinopteri; Siluriformes; Ictaluridae. Gene Ontology annotation, molecular function: RNA polymerase II cis-regulatory region sequence-specific DNA binding; DNA-binding transcription factor activity, RNA polymerase II-specific. The coding region runs from base 180 to 695 and encodes 171 amino acids. The record is from RefSeq and is a predicted model, not a curated record. The transcript has 3 exons. Gene Ontology annotation, biological process: regulation of transcription by RNA polymerase II; regulation of epidermal cell differentiation. Gene Ontology annotation, cellular component: nucleus.
CGCAAGAGAAAGCGGAUCAACAAGGAGAAGGUGGGAGUGUUACAACAAUUUCUGAAGCAGCGUCGGCAAAAAAAACUUCACCUCCGCCGCCUCAAACUUCUACUUUUGAACCCGUGCCAGUCGCGGAGACGCUUCCCGCUCACAUUCGAUCUGUGUGGUUUACAAGCGGCUCUCGUGGCAUGACGACCACUAACAAGGGAAACAAAGCCUUGAAGGUGAAGCGGGAACCAGGCGAGAAUGGCACAAGCCUCACAGACGACGAGCUGGUGUCUAUGUCGGUGCGCGAGCUCAACCAGCACCUGCGUGGCCUCUCCAAGGAGGAGAUCGUACAGCUGAAGCAGCGACGGCGCACGCUAAAGAACCGUGGCUAUGCCGCCAGCUGCCGAGUCAAGCGUGUCACUCAGAAGGAGGAGCUCGAGCGCCAGAAGGCCGAGCUCCAGCAGGAGGUAGAGAAGCUCGCUUCGGAGAACGCCAGCAUGAAGGUCGAGCUCGAUGCCCUGCGCUCCAAAUAUGAGGCACUGCAGAGCUUCGCCAGGACUGUGGCUCGUGCUCCUGCAGUGCCCAUCGCCAACACGCCUGUUCCCGUCUCCGCCCGCGGGUCUCUGGCCUCCGUCAUUGGGCCGCUUGUACCGGGGAAGGUGGGCGCCACCAGCGUCAUCACGAUAGUCAAGUCCAAAACAGAUGCUAGGUCUUAGUACAGGCCAGUGAGGAGAGAGAGAAAGGAGGAGGGGUGAGUGAGUGAGAAGAGAGAAAGGGGCUUGGUCAGUGCAUCACGAUUUAGGCACGGGACAGAUUCAGUAAGUGGUCAAAUUGAUGCAAAUUGUUCCAGAUUUCUUUGAGAUGGAGCCUGACAUGGAGGACUGGUGUCCUCAACACACCCUCCUACUUCCACUUGAAUUGGUCAGUACAGUAUCUUUCUGUAGACACACUUCCAAACCAAAAUCACCAUCAAGGACAGUUAGGACGACUGGGCUUCCAGAAAAAUGAGAAUUUGAAAAAGAAGCAGCAAAACUGUUUGUUUUGUCCCUCAUGACUGCAAUGAGUGCUGGAUUUAUAGUCUUUAUAUUUUAUUGUGUUUUUUUUGUAUGAUAUUGUUGGACUUUAGGGCCCAAGUGUAUUUUUUUUUUCUUUUCUUCUUUUGAUCUGUAUGCACUAUUUGAAAUUCAUUGUGUUGCUGUUUUGUACGUCCAUUCUUUUCUUGUGUCAGAGAACUCGGUCACAAAGCAGACGUACACUUUGUACACUUUCAAUCUCCACCUUGUGCUUAUAAACACAAGGACGUGGAAUAAAGACGAGGCUGUUUUUUAUUUUUUACAAGAAAUCCUAUAAAGCCGGGUUAGUUAGGAAAGAGAGCUUGUCCAGGACCCACAAGUCUGACGUGUUGUGGAGUAUUAGUGUUCUUCCUGUGUUUAUACUGACCCUGCACUGGCGUAUCUCCUACUCUGAGAUGCUUCCAGCACUGAACACGCUCUACUCUUCACGCUUUUGCGUCCCUUUACCGUUGCCUAAUGUCGUGCACUGACCAGCCACUGCUGAAAAGUGAGAUGAGACGAGAGGAGAAUGAGAGGAUAUGAUAUUCGUAUGGUAGCUAUCAGGAUAUCUGAGACCAGUUUAUGUGAUUGGGUAGUCCUUUUUUUCAUAAUAAAUUUUUAAACAAAGUAUUUGUUUCUUUUAUAACAGAAGCUUAUUGGCAAGGCAAUAAGAUCUUUAUGUUGUGGAAUGUCAAACUGCUGAUAUAGUUUCAUUUGUGGAGCUCAUGAAAUUUUGUCGUGUUUUUAUGCUGGCAAAACUAUAUUUUCUCUAUAUAUAUCUUUGUUGAUUACAAAGUGUUAGCCUUUUAUUAUUAUUAUUAUUAUUAUUAUUAUUAUUAUUAUUAUUAUUAUUAGUGUGUCUUAUGCUUCCCAGUAACUCCAGAGAGACUCAUUCUCUUCUUAUUUUGUCCACUUUACCAAAUAGACAAAAUCAGAAAAAGAUUGCUCUUAAAUAAAAAUAAAUAAAUAAAAAAGACAUUUGAAAAGGGGACUAUCCGGUUGCAUAAACCGGAAAUCUCUCACAAGCUUUACCAUAAAAUCUGUCGCUGUGACGUUGCGUAACGUAUUAUAAGAUUCUUUGUCUAUAUGGUGGAGUCUU